AUGGGCAAAGGGGGCAAGCAACAACAAGAAGCCUCCCUCAGCAAACGAGUGGCAUUAAACCCAAAGACAUCAGCAUCGUUUCCUGCCGCAAAGAAUCUAGCUUCAUCACUCCCGGACAAGCUCCUAUCCAGCAGAAAUAACAGCAAUGGACACAUAUCACCGGCCGCUGAAGCAUCCUCUCAUCAUUCCUUACCCCCCUCAUCGACAUUAACACUUGGUGGCUCCAGUCUUCAUCAAACACCAAACACGUAUUGGACGACACUCAAGAAGAGAGGUGUAUUGCUCAAGAAUAGUAGAAAGAAUGCGGGAUCUGCUGAAUCUUCGAUACGCAAGUCUAUUAGGAGUUGGUUGCUAAAGUCUGUGAGGAGUGAAACACCUGCACUUGUCAGGUUUCAGCAACACUAUUCGUCGGGGUUUAACGAUUGGGUGUUUACGUAUAUUGGGAUAUUUGGAACUCAUGAGGCCUACUUGACAUUAUUACCAAUGCUCUUCUUUGCCGAUGCUGACGAUGGUAGUGAAUAUAACCGCCAUCACUUUGGAAGAGGCUUGCUCAUGGUUCUAGCUGCGGGUGUUUAUAUCACUGGACUAGUGAAGGACUAUCUAUGCCUACCACGUCCACCAUCACCGCCACUAAUCCGAAUGUCAACCUCCUCAACAACACAUCUCGAAUACGGGUUUCCAUCAACACACAGCGCAAACGCUGUCUCAGUGUCAUUAUACUGUAUAUCGUAUCUCGCUUUCUACAUAUGGCCUUCGUUAGAAUGGACUCUUACGCAAUGGAUCUUGCAAAUUGGGUUGGCGAGUCUCUUGGUUUUAUAUGGAAUCACAGUACCCAUAAGUAGGAUCUAUACUGGGAUGCAUUCUAUGACGGAUGUUGUUGGUGGGACUAUUGUCGGGGCGUUGAUUACUGUUGGGUAUAUGAUUGGAUUGGAGCCUUUUGAGAGGUGGUUGAAUGGUGGUGUUGAAGUUCCAGUAAUACUAUUCAUAAUAUCAAUCCUCUCAUUAUGGAUAUACCCAGACCCACAUGAUGCUUGCCCAUGCUAUGACGACUCGGUAUGCUUUGCAUCUGUAGUCUGUGGUUUCCUGACUGGAAACUGGGCUGUAAGAGCAUUGGGACACUCUUAUAUGGCACUAUCAAAUGACGAAGCGCUGGCCGCUAUCUCUUGGAGUGAAUGGAGUCGUAUUGCUGGGUUGAGAAUGCUUGUUGGUGUCAUUGCUGCAAUAAUAUGGAAGAUUGUGUCGAAACCUGUCUUCAAGGCAGUGUAUAAGACUUGUGGAGUGCCACAUGAGCGACCACAUUCUCCCAACGGACAAUUCAAGCUACCCAAAUACACCACCGACACAUUCGCAAGAUUCUGCUCAUAUUUCGGAGUGGGAUAUUGUGUUUCUUUGGCAAUGCCACUUGUGUUUAAGACUGUUGGUCUUGUGCAUUAA
Messenger RNA from Synchytrium microbalum, 1434 nucleotides. RefSeq lists its product as uncharacterized. The transcript has 6 exons. Gene Ontology annotation, molecular function: sphingosine-1-phosphate phosphatase activity. Gene Ontology annotation, cellular component: endoplasmic reticulum membrane. Lineage: Eukaryota; Fungi; Chytridiomycota; Chytridiomycetes; Synchytriales; Synchytriaceae. The coding region runs from base 1 to 1434 and encodes 477 amino acids. The record is from RefSeq and is a predicted model, not a curated record.